Messenger RNA from Balaenoptera ricei (Rice's whale), 4664 nucleotides. It is a transcript of the gene ENPP4, whose product is annotated as ectonucleotide pyrophosphatase/phosphodiesterase 4. Bases 269 to 1639 code for a protein of 456 amino acids. Lineage: Eukaryota; Metazoa; Chordata; Mammalia; Artiodactyla; Balaenopteridae. The record is from RefSeq and is a predicted model, not a curated record. The transcript has 4 exons.
GAGCUGUAAAACUGUUCCGCAGUCGCGCGCUGGGCAGCGGAGCACCCUCGGAGCACCUCGGGUAGCGCGGAGCUCAGGGAGAAAGGGGCUGUUAACAGCGGGGGGCGCCCGGUAGUGCGCAGGCGCCUCAGGAAGAGCUCGGUCUGGCUCUUGCGCCUUCAGGUCUCCGUCGCUCCCAAGACCCCGGAGCGCCGGGUUCCGCGCGCGCCGGGUUCCGCGUGCUGCAGAGAAGCGGCGGCAGCGGGAACCCUGACUGCCCUCCAUCAGCAUGUUCACUAUGAAGUUAUUGCUGGUAUUUUUGUUUUCUGGACUUAUAACUGGUUGUAGAGGGAACUCUUCCUGUACUUUGCCACCCAAGUUACUACUGGUAUCCUUUGAUGGCUUCAGAGCUGACUAUCUACACAACUAUGAAUUUCCUCAUCUCCAGAAUUUUAUCAAAGAAGGUGUCUUGGUAGAGCAGGUUAAAAAUGUCUUUAUCACAAAAACAUUUCCAAACCACUACAGCAUCGUGACAGGCCUGUAUGAAGAAAGCCAUGGCAUUGUGGCUAAUUCUAUGUAUGAUGUCAUCACAAAGAAACAUUUUUCUGACAUUAAUGACAAGGAUCCUUUUUGGUGGAAUGAGGCAGUCCCUAUUUGGGUGACCAAUCAGCUUCAGGAAAACAGAUCAAGUGCUGCUGCUAUGUGGCCUGGUACCGACGUGCCCAUUCACAAUACCACACCUUCCUAUUUCAUGAAUUACAACCCCUCAGUGUCAUUUGAGGAGAGACUCAGUAAUGUCUCCACGUGGCUGAGCAAUUCGAACCCACCCGUCACCUUUGCAACACUCUAUUGGGAAGAACCAGACGCAAGUGGCCACAAAUAUGGCCCUGAAGAUAAAGAAAACAUGCGCCGAGUGUUGAAAGGAAUAGAUGACCAUAUCGGUGAGCUCGUUCACAAACUCAAGGUGUUAGGACUGUGGGAAGAUCUUAAUGUGAUCAUUACAAGUGAUCAUGGGAUGACCCAGUGUUCUAAGGACAGGCUGAUAAACUUGGAUCACUGCAUCGACCCCUCAGACUACACUCUUAUAGACUUGACCCCAGUUGCUGCAAUACUUCCCAAAAUAAACAGAACAAAGGUUUAUAACAAACUGAAAAUCUGUGACCCUCACAUGAAUGUUUAUCUCAAAGAAGACAUUCCUGCCAGGUUUCAUUACCAACAUAAUGAUCGAAUUCAACCUAUUAUUUUGGUUGCUGAUGAAGGCUGGACAAUUGUGCUAAAUAAAUCAUCACCAAAAUUAGGUGACCAUGGUUAUGAUAAUUCUUUGCCUAGUAUGAAUCCAUUUCUAGCUGCCCACGGUCCUGCAUUUCACAAAGGCUACCAACACAGCACCAUUAACAUUGUGGAUAUUUAUCCAAUGAUGUGCCACAUCCUGGGAUUAAAGCCACAGCCCAAUAAUGGAACCUUUGGUCAUACUAAGUGUUUGUUAGUGGACCAGUGGUGCAUUAAUCUCCCAGAAGCCAUAGGAAUUGUUAUCGGUGCGCUCUUGGUCUUAACCACUCUGACCUGCCUCAUCAUAAUCAUGCAGAAUAGACUCUCUGGACCCCGGCCAUUUUCCCGACUUCAGCUACAAGAUGAUGAUGAUGAUCCUUUAAUUGGGUGACAUGUGCUGGGGUUUAUACAAAGUGGCUGUGAUUAGGACACACCCAAGGAAUGGUGUUACAACUAUGAAAAAGUAUGCUUUGAAAGACAAAGAUCUUAGACCAAGCAUGCUACAAUUAUUUUGUUUUUCCUUGUGUUUUGUUUUGCAGCAUUAGCUAAUACAAAAAACUCUGACCAUAGAAAAAAUUGCUAGUAAAUCAUUAGUUAACACCAACUGUUUCCCUAACUAGAAAGGUUUUUUUUUAAGAAAAAUACUGCCUUUGCCUUUUUUUUUUUUUUUUGCAAUGAAGAUUAGACACAUCUUUAGAUGAAAAUAUGCAAAAAUUCAGUGGGUAUGCUUUUUGAAUAAAUUUUUACAUUUGUAAAUUAUACAACAGAAAUCUUUAUAAAAUGUGUGGAUUUUGUGUAUCAGGAAGGAAAAGUUUCCUAUAUUUUUAUAUGUACCUUUAAUAGAGUUUGUAUCCCAAGUAAACCCUUGAGGUAGGAAAUUCUCUGUGAUGGUUAAUUAAAAUGGAUCAAGCAGGCAGAAAAGAUCUAGCAUAUGAAGAAAUUAUUUUAAGAAAAACUAUUAUAAAAAACAAGCAAAGACCCCAUGAUACAAAGCCUAAGUCUUCUUCACCAGUGUGUCUUUGUUGUUACGACCCUUAAGCUAUUGAAGCCUCAAAAGUUAAACCUUUUGAAGAGUAUUGCUAAGAAGAAAUUAAGAAAAUAGGGAAAAGUGGUUUUCUCACUUUGUACUCAAUGCCUUUGUGUAAGUUAUUUAGUUGUGUGUAUGUACGUGCCAGUGUGUUGCAUGUAUGGGUGUACAGAUUUUGUGUGACUUACAGCAGGUGGUGGGAGGUGAGUGGCCUGGGGGCAGGCUCCCACAUCCGCAUAGAACCCAGCUCUCAGGAAAGGUUAUAAUUGCACUUCAUUUUCGUGUACUUUCUUCUCACAAGGUAAAAUCAUAAUUUUUAAAAAUUCAUUAAUUUUUGUUACCAUUUUUAACUUUCUCAUGUUGUUUUUUGUAACCAGAGGUCUCCAGAUGCUGCCGAGAAAUGUAUGACCUGACUACAAAUCUGGUUUUGAUUGGGUCAGAAUGAGGAAAAGAGAUUUUUCUAUUUACCUUUGGGAAUUUUAUGCCUUACUUUUUAGACUAUAGGGUAGCUAAAUUUAAAAUGGAAUUUAGUAUCUUUUGAUCUUUUACAUGAAUCGUAUGUUAAGUGGCUGAAUAAACUCAGGACUCUUGUUAACCUUCAGUACCCUGAAUGCUUCCUCUGCUUUUUUCUCCCAUAUUUGGUUCACAGAAAUAACCACUCUGCUCAUAUUUUUUAAAACAUACUUGUUCAGAGCGAAGGAUUUGUUGUGAAUAACUGUUAUCCUAGCUUUGCUAAGUGGUACCUUCUAACAAUCAGAAUUAGUAGGAAGAAACUGAAUUAUGGCAGACGAGAUUUCAUCUAUUAGAGGAAAAACUGGGUUCAAGAACCAUUCAUCAGCAGCUGAGGCAAGCAAUUCAUAUUACUAGUGCGAUCUUUAAAGUUUUGACAAUAUAAAAUAAACCAGGGAACUGUUUUACAGAUACAAAGAUAAUCUACAGUAAAUAUGCAGCCCACUUAAAUGCUGAUUAUCUGUGGUGGUCAAGAACAGUGGUGCCAGUCAUCAAACAUAUAAUUCAUCCUGUGGUCACUGCUGAUCUCCUGAUCCUGGUAUUUGGUGCCUGUUGUACUUGGGGUUCUUGAGACACAUUUCCACACCCUGUGUGAAUAGUCCAUGCAUGCAGUCAUAGGUGACUGUAUUAAGAACAGCAUAAUAAAUAAAUAAAACCACCAGGACUCAUUUUGCUUUUUUGACAGAUUUUAUUUCUGAUGUUUUUGCCUCACAUAAAAGUUAUCCUAAAGGUUAAUAGUUUAUCUGAACAAAAUAAUAGAAAAAUUUCUUUCUACUUCCAUUUCCAUUAAAAAAAAAAAAAAAAAGGACAGGAGAACAGUCACAGUUAAAGCAGUGAGCAUUUUUUUGAAAUGUCUAAAAUACUAAUUGAGGAGAGCUUGGUCUUUGCAGUGGUGUGAGCUUUAGUGGUUGUACUGGCUUGACUGGCAGUUACGAGUUUCAGAAAUCGGCCCAUAGCAUCCAACCUGUGAGUGGAUUUUAUGGAGGAUGGAAUAGGAAGGGAUGCCCCAUCAGUGUCUCAGCCCUUUGAACAGAAGACCUAUUUGUCUUGUUCUUUAUUCCAUUCUCAAAAUACUAACUUGGAUUAAAAUUGUAAAUGUUUUAUGUAUAUGUUGAUGGGACAAGAAGACUAUUUAUUUAAUCAAAGAGACGUUUAUAUAUUAUUAUAUUGAACUUUAUGUUAAUUCAGUUGUAUCUUUAAAAAUGAUCACUUAAAGCCAAUGACUCCUCUAGUACACUGAGAAAAUAUUUCAGUAAAGCCAGCCUUUUUCACUUGGUGUGCAUUUUGUUAAAUAAUUGACUAAUAUGCUUCUGUGUUUUCUGGGUGGUAGAAAGUAUUUGGCUCCAGGAAAGAUUUAACUGUUUAUGACAACAAUACUCAAAGGUAAUAGGAAAACUUUUUAGUAAGUUUGUUAAUUCAGUGAGUGAAUUCAGAGUAAGUACAUUUACUUAUGUAAAUGUAGGGACAGUUCUGCUGCUAUUAUUAAUGUGCAAGUUUUUCUGGUAAACAGCAAGAGAAUAAAAAUUAUUUCAAUGCUCUGUACCACUGGUUUUGUGUUAUUGUUCCAUUAAGCUUGGUAUAAGAAUUGAAAGAUACUUGGAACAUUAAAGGAUUAAAAAAACCUUUGCCUUGUUCUUGGGUAUUUCGUUCUCUUGCCCAUAUCUGGUAAGCUUUAAGGAUAAUUGCAUUUAAUACCUUUUACUUGGAGGUUUUUACUUCAUUGUGAGUAUAUAAAGCUACAAAUGAAGGACAAAGAUGAGAUGGGAAAUGUGUAUUUAUUGUAAAUUCCUAAAAUACUAUGUAAAUAAAUGACAUGAGUGUGCUUUAAAGAAAUUUGUGUGUAGUGCCUUAAGUUAAAUAUAUUUUGACCAUAUUGCUU